AUAUUUCUACUUUCUACUUUUUUAACAUUCUGCACGACUCUUUCCUUUUCCGGUUAACUGGCCGUGUAAUGGCUGCGGCCUAAGAUAUAAGUCUCUUACAAAUCCGUCUAAAUCGUAAGAGAAAAAGAAGUUGAAGCAAGAUGUCUCAAGAACAGAUGACUCUGAGGGGUACCCUCCAAGGGCACGGUGGAUGGGUUACUCAAAUUGCGACCAAUCCUCAAUAUCCAGAUACCAUUCUAUCUGCAUCCCGAGACAAGAGUCUUAUCUUGUGGAAGCUGACCAGAGACGAAACCAACUACGGUGUGCCCUUCAAGUCUCUGCAUGGGCAUGGACAUUUUGUCAGUGAUGUGGUGCUGUCCUCUGAUGGCCAGUUUGCCCUGUCAUCUUCCUGGGACAAGACUCUCCGUUUGUGGGAUCUUGUUGAGGGCAAGACAACUCGCCGAUUUGUUGGCCAUGAGAAAGACGUUUUGAGCGUUGCCUUCUCUGCCGACAACCGUCAGAUCGUGUCUGCUUCCCGUGACAAGAGCAUCAAGUUGUGGAACACUCUGGGUGUGUGCAAAUACACCGUGCAGGAGGACACUCACAAGGAGUGGGUAUCGUGUGUUCGCUUCUCGCCCAAUGCCUCCAACCCCAUCAUUGUGUCUUGUGGAUGGGACAGAGUUGUCAAGGUUUGGAAUCUGACCAACUGCAAGCUCAAGACCAACCACUAUGGACACACCCAGUUCCUGAACUGUGUUACAGUUUCUCCUGAUGGAUCCCUGUGCGCUUCUGGUGGAAAGGACGGACAGGCCAUGCUCUGGGACUUGAACGAGGGCAAGCACCUGUACACCCUGGACGGCGGUGACGCCAUCAACGCAAUGUGCUUCUCUCCAAACCGCUACUGGCUGUGCGCUGCUACUGGACCCAGCAUCAAGAUCUGGGAUCUGGAAGGCAAGGUGAUUGUGGAUGAGCUGAAGCCCGACGUCAUGGCAGCAGGAGCUGGCCGCGAACCCCCACAGUGCUUGUCUCUGGCUUGGUCAUCCGAUGGACAGACACUGUUUGCUGGCUACAGUGACAAACUGAUCAGAGUCUGGCAGGUGUCUAUGGCUGCAAGAGGAUAAGCUCUGUUGUCACUGCGCUGUGACAUAUGAAGUUAGCCGUGUUUCCUUCCUAAUAUGGAAUAAAUUCUACGUCAGACAAAUCUG
Molecule: messenger RNA, 1184 nt
Organism: Aplysia californica (California sea hare)
Lineage: Eukaryota; Metazoa; Mollusca; Gastropoda; Aplysiida; Aplysiidae
Product: receptor of activated protein C kinase 1
Exons: 7
Coding region: 141-1100 (319 amino acids)
Biological process (GO): positive regulation of protein phosphorylation; rescue of stalled cytosolic ribosome
Cellular component (GO): cytosol; nucleus
Molecular function (GO): protein kinase C binding; ribosome binding; translation regulator activity
Source: RefSeq, a predicted model, not a curated record